UCCAAUCUAGAAGGAUGGAGGUUGGAAGUUGUAGAAUUAAUCCUAUGAUUAGCCAUUUGUGAUAUUGUUACAUUAUAUAUAAACUCAUCAUAGAACCAUAUUCUAUACUUUUAUUUUGUUGUUACUUGUUUAGUAACCCUCUUAAAACCUGAACGAAUAUACACCGUGAUGGAUUUGGGGUCAUGGAGAAUUGUUCUCUCUCUUUUUGGAGUCAUUUCUUUGCUCUUUUCUACUUGCUACUGCGACAAAGCUCCAAAUUACUCUUUCAUGAAAGAAGCAACAUUUGCACCACAAGUCUCAUACUAUGACUACAUCAUCAUCGGAGGUGGGACCGCGGGUUGCGCAUUGGCGGCCACCUUGUCCGAGGGAGCACACGUCCUGCUCCUAGAGAGGGGCGGGGCACCAUAUGGAAAAAAAGUUGUGGAAGAAAUGAGUGGCUUUGGAGCCAACCUAAGCGAAGAUGAUGUUCACAAUAACAACUCCACGGCUCAACAAUUUGUGUCAGAAGAUGGGGUGGUGAGUUCACGUGCCCGUGUGCUCGGUGGUGGUUCGGCCGUGAAUGCAGGGUUCUAUAGCCGUGCAGGGACAGACUAUGUAGCCAAGGUUGGGUGGUCAGGGUCCUUAGUGAACGAGUCUUAUGCAUGGAUUGAAAAAAAGGUAGCAUUUAAGCCUCCAAUGUUGCAAUUUCAAUCGGCUUUUCGAGAUGGGCUAGUAGAAGCUGGGGUUAAGCCCUAUAAUGGGUUCACGUAUGAUCAUAUAGUUGGAACUAAGAUUGGAGGAUCUAUAUUUGAUCACAAUGGAAAGAGGCACACUGCGGCCGAUUUGUUGGAGUAUGCUAAUCCUAAUACAACCGUCGUUUAUUUGUUUGCUACGGUUCACAAGAUCAUGUUUCGAACAAAAGGGCAAUAUUCUCAAAAACCAAGAGCUCAUGGUGUAAUAUUUAGGGACUCAAAGGGGAUAAAGCACAAAGCAUAUGUAAAAGCAGGGGAAAUGAAUGAAAUAAUAUUAUCAGCAGGUGCAUUAGGAAGCCCACAAUUAUUGAUGUUAAGUGGAAUUGGGCCAAAAGCCCAUCUUAAGGAACUUGGGCUUGAGUUGUUAGUGGAUCAGCCAAUGGUGGGCCAAGGCAUGACUGAUAACCCAAUGAAUGCUGUGAUGAUUCCUUCACCAAAUCCUGUUGAAGUUUCUUUAAUUCAAGCGGUUGGUAUCACUGAGUUUGGUAGUUACAUUGAAGCUGCUAGUGGUACAAACUUUGCCAAUUCCAUUAUUCACUUAAUGCCUACUUCUUACAAGACUAGCCAACCCACAAGCAACCAAGAAUACAUUAAUAAAGUAGCAAGUGAAAAAUUAUAUGCUGGCCUAAUACUUGAGAAAAUAAUUGGGCCUAUUUCUUCAGGACAUCUAUUACUUAAGACCAAAAAUCCAAGUGACAACCCUUCAGUCACAUUUAACUACUUCAAAGAAAAGGAAGAUCUAACAAGGUGUGUUAAAGGGAUGGAGACCAUAAUCAAGGUAAUUAAAUCAAAAUCAUUCUCCAAAUUCCGGUACUCGGAAUUAACAAUCGAAAGUCUUUUGACCACCAUGGUGAACCUCCCUCUCAAUCGAUGCCCUAGGCCGGCCAACGACACCGGACUAUUUACAACACUUGAACAAUUUUGUAAGCAAACGGUCAUGACAAUAUGGCAUUACCAUGGAGGUUGUCAAGUUGGUAGAGUGGUUGAUAAGAAUUACAAGGUUUAUAAUGUUAGUGGUUUAAGGGUUGUUGAUGGUUCUACAUUCUAUGCCUCUCCUGGGACUAAUCCUCAAGCUACGGUCAUGAUGCUUGGAAGAUACAUGGGAAGAAGGAUUUUGCAAAGCAGAACUGCUGCAUUAAAGAAGAAGAGUUUCAAGGAUUAAUCAUUUUAAAAUGUCACUUUUUUUGUUUUUGUUUUUUAAACCUCUUUUUCCUCUAACUUAAAGGGGGAAAAAAACUCAAAAUUGUCAGAGAAUUUUCAUUGAUAGCAUACGUGUCUUCUUCCAUUGUUAAUCAUUUGACUAGAAAUUUAGAAUUGAUUUUCCUUUUUUAAGAAUUGUCAAUUCAAGGAACAACAAAUAUUUUUUUUUUGCUUAAAAAUAAAAUGUAAACAUGCUAUACUAUGAAGCGUGGACAAAACUUUACUGAGUAAACUAGCUCGCACUUUGGAUAUGCUCAA
Molecule: messenger RNA, 2189 nt
Organism: Chenopodium quinoa (quinoa)
Lineage: Eukaryota; Viridiplantae; Streptophyta; Magnoliopsida; Caryophyllales; Amaranthaceae
Product: protein HOTHEAD-like
Exons: 5
Coding region: 169-1893 (574 amino acids)
Molecular function (GO): flavin adenine dinucleotide binding; oxidoreductase activity, acting on CH-OH group of donors
Source: RefSeq, a predicted model, not a curated record